AUAGGGGCGGAGCCGAGUGAGAAUGUGGAAAGCGCCGCAUCCCGGGUGGGGGGCGAGGCUUCCCUUUCCCCGCCCCUCCCCCGGCCUCCAGUCCCUCCCAGGGCCGCUUCGCCAAGCUGCUAGGAGCACGGCGGCGGCAGCGGCACUUUCUCCCGCAGGAGCUGGAGCUGGGCUCUGGUGCACGCGCGGCUGGGCCGCCCGAGCCGGAGGGACUGGUUGGUUGGGAGAGCGAGAGGGAAUCCCGGGCUGCCGAAUCGCACAUUCAGCCCGCUCCGCUCCUGCAGGGCAGCCCUUCGGCUCUCUGCGUGCGGAGCCGAGUCCCGGGCGGGUGGGGCGGGGGUCCACUGAGACCGCUACCGGCCCCUCGGCGCUGACGGGACCGCGCGGGGCGCACCCUCUGAGGGCAGCUCCGGGGUUAGCGGCCCGGACCUGGUCCUGCGCAGCGGGCGCGGGGCAGCGCAGUGGGAGGAAGCGAGAGGUGCUGCCCUCCCCCCGGAGUUGGAAGCGCCUUUCCCAGGUCCAAAAUGCCCAAGAAGAAGCCGACGCCCAUCCAGCUGAACCCGGCCCCCGACGGCUCCGCGGUUAACGGGACCAGCUCUGCGGAGACCAACUUGGAGGCCUUGCAGAAGAAGCUGGAGGAGCUAGAGCUUGAUGAGCAGCAGCGAAAGCGCCUUGAGGCCUUUCUCACCCAGAAGCAGAAGGUGGGAGAACUGAAGGAUGACGACUUUGAGAAGAUCAGUGAGCUGGGGGCCGGCAAUGGCGGUGUGGUGUUCAAGGUCUCCCACAAGCCUUCUGGCCUGGUCAUGGCCAGAAAGGUGAGUUUGCCUGAUGGAGGUUCUCUGGAUCAAGUCCUGAAGAAAGCUGGAAGAAUUCCUGAACAAAUUUUAGGAAAAGUUAGCAUUGCUGUAAUAAAAGGCCUGACAUAUCUGAGGGAGAAGCACAAGAUCAUGCACAGAGAUGUCAAGCCCUCCAACAUCCUAGUCAACUCCCGUGGGGAGAUCAAGCUCUGUGACUUUGGGGUCAGCGGGCAGCUCAUCGACUCCAUGGCCAACUCCUUCGUGGGCACAAGGUCCUACAUGUCGCCAGAAAGACUCCAGGGGACUCAUUACUCUGUGCAGUCAGACAUCUGGAGCAUGGGACUCUCUCUGGUAGAGAUGGCGGUUGGGAGGUAUCCCAUCCCUCCUCCAGAUGCCAAGGAGCUGGAACUGAUGUUUGGGUGCCAGGUGGAGGGAGAUGCGGCUGAGACCCCACCUAGGCCAAGGACCCCCGGGAGGCCCCUUAGCUCAUAUGGAAUGGACAGCCGACCUCCCAUGGCAAUUUUUGAGUUGUUGGAUUACAUAGUCAACGAGCCUCCUCCAAAAUUGCCCAGUGGAGUUUUCAGUCUGGAAUUUCAAGAUUUUGUGAAUAAAUGCUUAAUAAAAAACCCCGCAGAGAGAGCAGAUUUGAAGCAACUCAUGGUUCAUGCUUUUAUCAAGAGAUCUGAUGCUGAGGAAGUGGAUUUUGCAGGUUGGCUCUGCUCCACUAUCGGCCUUCACCAGCCCAGCACACCAACCCAUGCUGCUGGCGUCUAAGUGUUUAGGAAGCAGCAAAGAGCGAGUCCCCUGCCCAGUGGUUUGCCAUGUCACUUUCAGGCCUCCUUCCCAUGCCUGUCUCUGUUCAGAUGUGCAUUUCACCUGUGACAAAGGAUGAAGAACACAGCAUGUGCCAAGAUUCUACUCUUGUCAUUUUUAAUAUUACUGUCUUUAUUCUUAUUACUAUUAUUGUUCCCCUAAGUGGAUUGGCUUUGUGCUUGGGGCUAUUUGUGUGUAUGUUGAUGAUCAAAACGCGUGGCAGGCUGAAUUACAGUUAAAUUUUGGUGACUGUGGGUAGUCAUUCUUACAAUUGCACUGCUGUUCCUGCUCCAUGACUGGCUGGCUGCCUGUAUUUUCGGGAUUCUUUGACAUUUGGUGGUACUUUAUUCUUGCCGGGCAUACUUUCUCUCUGAGUAGGAGGGAGCCUUGUGAGAUCCUUCACAGGCAGUGCAUGUGAAGCAUGCUUUGCUGCUAUGAAAAUGAGCAUCAGAAAGUGUACAUCAUGUUAUUUUAUUAUUAUUAGCUUUUCAUGUAGAAUUCAGCAGUUUACAUCCAAAUCUAGCCAGAGCCCUUCACUGCCAUGAUAGCUGGGGCUUCACCAGUCUGUCUACUGUGGUGAUCUGUAGACUUCUGGUUGUAUUUCUAUAUUUAUUUUCAAUAUACUGUGUGGGAUACUUAGUGGUAUGUCUCUUUAAGUUUUGAUUAAUGUUUCUUAAAUGGUGGAAUUAUUUUGAAUGUCACAAAUUGAUCAAGGCAUUAAAAGGUCAGAUUUAUCUUUCCCCAUAUCCAAGUACCAAUGCUGUUGUAAACAACGUGUAUAGUGCCUAAAAUUGUAUGAAAAUCCUUUUAACCAUUUUAACCUAGAUGUUUAACAAAUCUAAUCUCUUAUUCUAAUAAAUAUACUAUGAAGUUUAAAAAAAAAAGGAUGAAAGCUA
Cercocebus atys (sooty mangabey) is the source of this 2506-nucleotide messenger RNA. RefSeq names its product mitogen-activated protein kinase kinase 1 (gene MAP2K1). The transcript has 10 exons. Bases 525 to 1571 code for a protein of 348 amino acids. Gene Ontology annotation, biological process: protein phosphorylation. NCBI's taxonomy places the organism in Eukaryota, Metazoa, Chordata, Mammalia, Primates, Cercopithecidae. Gene Ontology annotation, molecular function: protein kinase activity; ATP binding. The record is from RefSeq and is a predicted model, not a curated record.